Hemiscyllium ocellatum (epaulette shark) is the source of this 3324-nucleotide messenger RNA. RefSeq names its product zinc finger protein 541-like. Gene Ontology annotation, biological process: negative regulation of DNA-templated transcription; regulation of transcription by RNA polymerase II. The transcript has 17 exons. NCBI's taxonomy places the organism in Eukaryota, Metazoa, Chordata, Chondrichthyes, Orectolobiformes, Hemiscylliidae. The record is from RefSeq and is a predicted model, not a curated record. Gene Ontology annotation, cellular component: transcription regulator complex; histone deacetylase complex. Bases 1 to 3324 code for a protein of 1107 amino acids. Gene Ontology annotation, molecular function: transcription corepressor activity.
AUGGAUUGCUACAGUUUCACCGAUGAAAGCUCUCUCCAAACCGAAAUGCAUCUGCCUUUGCUAUCAGACAGUGAGUUGCCCAUUGCAAGUAAUAUCCAGAGACGAGAAUUCAUCCCAGACCCUGAUGAUAUUAUUUAUGCAGGAAUGACAAGUAUAGAACUUGAUUAUAACCUGGAGACUGCAGAAAUUCCUGGCGAUCCAUUUGCUGACAAUGUAGAUCUAUCCCUCUAUACUGUAGAUAAGGGAUGUGACUCCCCAAAGAUUCCCAGUGACUCCACGGACACAGAUUCUCCACCCGUGUUGCUAGAUAUUAGUCCUGUACCUCAAAAAAAUAGCCCUGAGAAAAGUGGAGGUAAAAGUGAAGGGAAAUAUGGAGGGCUGCAGAAGAGAAGGCGUCUCUCCACACGGCAUUCUCCGCAGCAAGCAUUCCAGGAAUGUAGCCAAUGCGGAAAGUCAUUCAGCAGUGCCAGUGCCCUGAGCAAACACUACCUGACGCACAGUCAUGAACGUCGGCAUGUCUGCAGGAUCUGUAAUAAGGCCUUUAAGAGACAGGACCACUUAUCUGGGCACUUGUUAACACACCAAAAAAAUAAACCUUAUGUUUGUAUGGAACAUGGAUGCGACAAGAGCUAUUGUGACUCCCGGUCUUUGCGACGUCACUAUGAGGUUCAGCAUGGCUUGUAUUGUCAGAGGGAGCCUUUUGCUGACAACAGCUCGAAAGAAGUGGACUCAACAGAGGGUGUGCUGUACCCCCAGAGUGGACAAACUCAGACCCUUCAGUGUGAAGUGGGAGUGGCUCAGAGGCCGACAACACAGGUUGAGUCUCUUUCUCAAAGAUCUUGUCUGCCUAACCGAGACAUGCUGAGGCCCCUAACGAGCAGUCCUCCUGAAGAAGUUUCUGCCACUUUUUCAAGUGGUGCUUUGCAUAAGCUGGACUCAUUUGCUCAAGCCUUUACAAGGCAGAAUUUGGAUAUUCAGUCAAAUUCCUCUGUUGUGAAGAAUCAGAGUGAAAACUCAUCAAUGUCUGAAUUUGAUACUUGUGGAAAUGUCUUCAGACAACUUUUGAGUUACAAAACAAAUUUGAAUCAGUGGCAAGCCUAUCCUGAACAGAAACGUGAAAUACUGCAGGAGCAGUACUCUCUGCACCAGCAACAUCAACAGCAGAUAGCAACUUCACUGUUUACGCAAGUCUACAUGGGAGAUCAAGAGGCCUCCCCGAUGCAAAACCAAGACCAGUUUCAAAACCAUAUGCUCCACCUGAUUUCUGAUACCCAGUACAAUCUGUCUCAAUCCCAAAAUUCGUUUCAAGCAACAAAACAGUGCCAACUCUCCAAGAAUAUUCUCUCUUGCUAUCCACAAGAGACAGAAUGUACAGACCAGCAGACAGGAACUGGUUUACAGCCUGUGUUAAGGGGAAUCUCAGAAUGUCACAAGAAAUCCAAGAAGAGUCCAUUCAAAGGACAAUGUCCUCCUCAGUCAAUGUGUGAAGAAGUUGUUGUUCAGAAUCAGCUUCAGUCACAGUCAGAGCAGUUGGAAGGUAAAUCCAGUAAGAGUGUGUCAAUUUCUCGAAAGGAACGACAGAAAUUAGAUCCCAAUUGCACUGCUCCUCCUAGUCAGGUGGCUAUGAACUCCUUUCCUGUUCAGAAUUCUUUAACGAGGAAUAUGGAAGACUGUCUUCAGAAACCAUCUUUUUAUGCUAGUGUACAGGUGACUGAUAAUGGAAUUGAGAAAAUGGAACAUGGUGGAUUGUUCUUUCAGUAUCUGGAGGAUAAACUCAGUGCUCUUCUGCUAAAGAAGCCACUUGAGGAAAAUGUGGCAGUGCCGUUAGUGAUUCCAGUGUCAGUGCCUGUAAAAUCCAAGAAAGAUGGCACAUCUGUUAAAUCUGAAAAUUCACCAGUUACACCAAGGAAGUCGGUCACAACAAAAUUGACUGAUGUAAUAGUGUCCUCGAAUGACAGCUCUGCCCAGGUCACUGAAACAGGCAAACAAGCAAAUGUAAAUUGUAGAGGCAAUUCCAAAAAGCAACGUAAGAAGCGAUCUCGUCCAGACCCCCUCUUUAUCCCAUCACCAGCAUCAAAUCAGACUGGGGUGCUGCCAGGGAUGGUACUGUACCAGAGCCAUAUGCGUUCCCCCGUUUGCUUAGCAGAUCACCUUCUAGAGAAAAACUUUCAACCUCCGCCAUACACACCUCCCCCGAUGUUGAGUCCCAUCCGUCAUGGCUCAGGACUUUACUUCAACAGGAUCUGUUCUUUGUCUGGGAGUAAGGCAUCACACAAUACAUACCCUCCUAAAGGAAUUCUGGCCAAUGGUGUAGAUGGAAUUUGUGGUAUCUCUGUGGUUAAAGAUGACUCUAUAGUCACCAUAGAACCGCAUAUUAACAUUGGAACACGGUUCCAGGCAGAGAUUCCGUUACUGCAAGACAAGUCGUUACUUGAUGAUAGUGUUCAUCAAGCAGAUCUAGUAUGGAAACCAUGGGAUGACAUUGAAACUAAUAAAAUCACUCAGACGAGAGUGACAGAUCUGUUGAAUUUAGCUUGUUCGAGUGUGCUGCCUGGAGGAGGUACCAACUUGGAAUUAGCUCUGCAUUGUCUACACGACACCCGGGGAGAUAUUUUGGCUGCCCUGGAUAUGUUACUAAUGAAAGGUGUAAGGCGAGACCCUUGUCACCCCUUGGGAGAUUACCACUACACUGGUACUGAGAAGUGGACUACGGCAGAGAAAAGGUUGUUUAAUAGGGCAAUUUGCCUUAACAACAAGGAUUUCUUCCUGAUGCAGAAGAUGAUAAAACACAAGACCGUGGCACAGUGUGUUGAAUAUUACUACACCUGGAAGAAACAGCUAAAGUUUGAGUGGAAGCGAACACACUUGCUUGAGGAAGACGAGAUAAAGCCUGAGGCAGAGAGUCCCGCUGAUGGAAAAGAAAUAAAAAAGCUGGUUAGAAAUGCUGCUAUUUAUGCUCAGUCAUGCUCAGAGAGUACAAGCAUUCCUUCCCAGACAAGCGUGAGCAGAGAAAAACUAAAGAAGAAAAUUGUACGGGCUAAGCCUAACCCUUCUCCAUCAGUUCACUGUCAGACAGGAGUCCAAGACAAGAAUGAGAAAAAGUUUACUGUGGGAAACUUCCCAUGUAAAGAAUGCACAAAAGUAUUUGACAAAGUGAAAAGUCGAAAUGCUCACAUGAAAUGUCAUAGGCAGCAGGAGGAGCAAGAAAGGCAGGCAGAGAUGAAACGAUCGAGGAUACGUGUGAAAGCUGAGCCAAAGGAGGAACCAGAGGAGACAGUCUUGGUCUUCACCUCCAACAAUACGUCAAACAUUACCACAUCAUAA